AUGAGCGAGAAUAUUGAGGCAGUACUUCAGAGCGAAUCAUUGCAACCAAAUCGCCAGAGAAAGAUCAAAUGCGGUGGAGAACAGCCGGUCUGUCGAAACUGUGCCCGUAUUGAGGUUUCUUGUCAUUAUGAUGCGGAGCCCAAGCGCCGAGGUCCGGACAAAAAGCCCGGGACACGCACUCGCACGCGAAAAAACACUGGUGGAGGAUCUGUCGCAGCUUCAUCUCGAACUGCAAGCCUACUAAUCGACCCACCAUUGGUCCCCUCUCAAGUCGGUCCUGAGCGCACCAAGAAGCGCACAAAGCUUCCAUUCGUUCCAUCUUCCGAUCCUUUGCCAUCUUACGCUGCACCCCAUCCAACAUCUUUACUCCAUUCCGACAAGUCCGACACUACCGGCUCUAUUCCUAAGAUAUCGCCGCCAACCCUUCCUGGCGAGCUUGGUCCUCAUGUUGCAGGGAACGUUGCUCGUGUUCGUGUCGGCCCUAAUCCCACCCUGGACUCGAACCGUACUCCAUGUGCAUCCAAUCAACUCUCCGAUCUCCUUGCCUCCAACUCGAUUCCCAGCGCUCACAAUACCUUGGACGCAGUUUCUGGCUCGAGUGCCUGGGAUCACUCCAUACGUCAAGGUAACUCUGGGUACGCCUAUGGUGACGAUGCGUACACCUAUCCCAGUGGCCUUGUUGUAUCUGAGGAACCGUUGAUGUCCUCUGACGCCACUCAUUCAACCCUUGACACUCGGCUUGUUCAGAGCUCCGAGCCGCAGCCUCACUAUGUGCUAGCAAAUAUCUCGACCACGCACCCAACUUCAGGUACCGACCCUGGUACUAUCUCGUUGAACACUACGGAUGUUAUCGGUGUUCCGCCUUCACUAUCAGUGAAUUACCCCACGCCUCCCUCUCCAACAUUUUCCAGACUCCACCAUGCUCAUGAUCCUCACUUUCGUCCUCCUCAGGAUGUUUUCGCUGGUCUUACCUACCCGCGUGAUGGCAUAGCCAUACCUACUCUGGGGCGUGGCACCAGAUUGAACUCUGUUAGUCAAACAGAGCCACCGAACCCUGACGUUGAUGAAAGAAAUGAUGCAAUUCGAGCAUCAGGUCACUUCCAUACUCGUGAUGAAUAUGAGAAAGCCGGACAGAUGGUUACUCUGGUCUCUGGUGACGGAAUGCGAUUUCCGCAUCUACGCCACUCCAGCGUCUCCGAUAGCUCGCACGGGUACGAAUCCUCCAGUGAAUUGGGCUAUAGUGCCUCGACCGAGAGCGUAUGCAGCGAUCAUUCCAACUCCACCCGAAUUAGCUCGAGGUAUCGACAAGACAGUGUUAGCAACGUUACUACUCCCGUUUCGCACUACGGAUACCAAGAUAGCGCUGGAUACUCUUCACAUACCGAAUCGUUAUACAGUCCAUCCGGGUACACUUCACAAAACGACGGUUACACAUCUGAUGCCCAAACGCCGGCGGAAGUUACGGUGCUCCCACCGCCUGCGAACCCGGGUCUACUUGACUUUUGGCACGACGGAACAAAUUAUUUCUCCCAACAUGCAAACUCUGUCGGCGGCUCUGGGCACACAUCCAUUCCUGGCUCUAUCAGCAACCCUGAAACAGGCUCUACUUAUCAUGAGUCCACGACUACUGAGGACGAAGACCGAGGUCAAGUAGUUGUACACCAUAACGUCGGGAAUGAUUUGGCCCGUAACUUUUACAGCACCGAUAGAUAUGUCUAUGGGGCAAGUUGGGUAUCAGAACCUUCUGUUGCGUUUGCACGGAAGACUUGGUGGGAUAACUUGCUCGAAACCUACGCGCCAACGAGGACCGAAGCGGCCCUUCAAAUCACAUCCGAUCUCAAGUAUCUGUUCAAGACGAGCAAUUAUUGGUUGUCUUUCUUGAACAUCAAUCUAUUCAUGACAAACUACAAUCACAAGGAGAGACGCGAGAACAUCCAGCCAGCACUGAUCCUUGCUGCCCUUGCGUAUAGCACAUUUACUCAGUCUUCGGAAAUCGAACGUGGGCAGGCAGGCCGCGCCAAGGCUAUGGAGCUGCGUGCCCAAGCUCAAUCGGCACUGGAUGCUAGUUUGAACUCGCAAAGAUUGGACCCUACCCUGGCACAGGCAGCAUGGUUGCUCGCACUGUUCGAGGUGUCGGCUCAUCCAGAACACUCGACUGAGCGGUCUCGGUCUGCUCUUAUGUUCCUUGACGGGAUUAUUCGACUCCUUGGACUAACCAUGUUAGAUGCGAUGGACCCACAGACCGCUGUAUUUUCGGCAGACAGAGCCCCUUCAACUGGUACCGCUACUUGUGCAUGCCGUGCUUUGUCAAUCAUGAAUACAACGACCCAUGGCCAGCUCACUCCGUUCUGGGUAUCAUCUGCCGGGUGGAAUCCCAACUGGAAUGAAGCCGAGAUUCGUCGAGAAGAAAGCCGAAGACUAGUCUGGAGUGCUUUGACGCUUGCUGCUGGAUUCACAGCGCACGAUGCGGCGUUUGCCAAGGAUCCGACCGAGUUGCACAUUAUCGACGCGGCGAAUUAUGCCCUAUGCUUCCCAGCAGAGGUUAUGAUCCGACAGUCACCGAGCCUUGUGCAUUCGCCUCAAGAAUCUGUUUGGGCGUUGUAUGGUCGCGCAAUGCUGCUUUGGAAUAGCUGUCUAAUGCUACGAAAGAAGUCGGCUCAGAUGACAGACGCACAGCGUGCAGAAUUCGCUGUGAACGUUUGGUUGGAAACUAAUACUAUUGAGGAAGCCUUGAACAGGCAUACAUGCUCGUUCGAGCAGAAUUCAUUGUUCCAAGGUCGAGAAUACUUGUUCAAUACUCGCAUGUUUAUCUCUUGGGAGUUCCGUCGGUAUAUACCUUCCCCGGACACUGAGGUACACCAACAGUUUCACAGACGAAAAGCCGAGGAAUGGCUUCGACAUCAAGCCGAGGUCGCAAAACGACUUAUGCAAGGAUUACACACUGUAACCGGAUUGGCGAGUAACGUCCUCGGAAAGAGGCCAUACUUUGUCUGGUGGUUUAUGAGUCAGGUCUCUCGGUGCCUUUCUCUCUGGCAGUGCGACCAGUCCCUGUUCAUUGCUUUGGAGGUAGCUCGCGCAUUCCUUCCACCCAUUGACUACCUCACGUGUCUGUGGCCUUGCCAAAUCCAGCGCGUGCGAUACAACCAAAUCCGUCAACGAUUGCACAAUGAAUGCGUCAAGUACGGAUUAGAACCGCCUCCACCCCCUCAACUCGUCAUCCCAACGGCUAUACUCUAA
Molecule: messenger RNA, 3237 nt
Organism: Rhizoctonia solani
Lineage: Eukaryota; Fungi; Basidiomycota; Agaricomycetes; Cantharellales; Ceratobasidiaceae
Product: Fungal Zn(2)-Cys(6) binuclear cluster domain
Exons: 17
Coding region: 1-3237 (1078 amino acids)
Biological process (GO): regulation of DNA-templated transcription
Molecular function (GO): zinc ion binding; DNA-binding transcription factor activity, RNA polymerase II-specific
Source: RefSeq, a predicted model, not a curated record